Cyanistes caeruleus (blue tit) is the source of this 3580-nucleotide messenger RNA. The record is from RefSeq and is a predicted model, not a curated record. NCBI's taxonomy places the organism in Eukaryota, Metazoa, Chordata, Aves, Passeriformes, Paridae.
UGUGUUUUUGAGGUCAGGAUUUUAUCUUGGUGCUGGUUUCUGUGAGGCUCCAUGUGCCCUGGCAGCCUGACCAGUGAGCAUCACAUGUGACACUUGCUGAAGAGAGCUGUGGACCAGCAGCCCACCUGACUGAAUGGAUUGAAACAGCUGCAUAAACUUUGUCCAUAAAAUAAGGUAUUUCAUGGAGCCUUUGAGCACUAACAUCACUGCUCUCUGCGUGACCAUCUGAGACCAAACAAGCUGGACACAGCCAUGGGGGACUCUCCAGCAAAUGUCCUGGGUGGAGGCAUGGACACACAGACUGAACUGGUGGAGAGGGUGGCAGCCAUAGAUGUGUCUGUUGUCCCAGACAGAAGUGACCAAAAUGGUGAAGACAACCCUGAAGAAAAUGACACAGUCUUUUCUGAUAACAUAAAGGACAUCCAAAGAAAUGGAGUCAGCAGUGACAUGGGAAUCAAUGAACUUCUGCCUUCCCAACAGUCAGAAGAUGCUCACUUGAGGCAUGUUCCCAAAAGACCUCUAACUAGACCUGGCCUGUCAAGUAGGAAGUUGUCCCUUCAGGAAAGAUCAUCAGGAGGUUAUUUGGCUUCUAGCAACACUCCAGGUUGUGGUCCUUAUGCCACGGGGCCAUCACCACGUAUAAUCAGGAGACCAACGAUAGAGUCCAAUCGGGUCUCCAUAUCAGACUCUGAGGACUGUGUGCAAUUAAACCAGUACAAGCUGCAGAGUGAAAUAGGGAAGGGUUCCUACGGCGUCGUGAAACUGGCCUACAACGAGAACGAUGACAAGUAUUAUGCUAUGAAAGUCCUCUCCAAAAAGAAGCUCUUGAAGCAGUAUGGAUUUCCACGUCGGCCUCCUCCCAGAGGGUCAAAAGCAUCCUCUGGAGACCAGCCCAAACCCAUGGCACCCCUGGACAGAGUCUAUCAGGAAAUAGCCAUCCUGAAGAAGCUGGACCACAUCAAUAUCGUUAAGCUGAUAGAGGUCCUUGAUGAUCCUGCAGAGGACAACUUGUACAUGGUGUUUGACCUCAUGAGGAAAGGGCCUGUGAUGGAGGUGCCGAGUGAGCAGCCCUUCAGCGAGGAGCAGGCUCGGCUCUACUUCCGAGACAUCGUCCUGGGCAUCGAGUACUUGCACUACCAGAAGAUCAUCCACCGGGACAUCAAACCUUCCAACCUGCUCUUAGGAGACGACGGCCACGUCAAAAUCGCUGAUUUUGGUGUCAGCAAUCAGUUUGAAGGGAAUGAUGCCCAGCUUUCCAGCACUGCAGGGACACCAGCCUUCAUGGCACCAGAGGCCAUCUCACAGACUGGCAAAAGUUUCAGUGGAAAGGCACUGGAUGUGUGGGCCAUGGGAAUCACCCUGUACUGCUUUGUUUAUGGGAAGUGCCCUUUUAUAGAUGAAUAUAUUCUGGGUCUUCAUAACAGGAUCAAGACCAAGCCUGUGGAGUUCCCAGAAGAAGCACAGAUAAGUGACGAGCUCAAGGAUCUGAUACUGCGCAUGCUCGACAAAAAUCCAGAAACAAGGAUAACAGUCCCUGAAAUAAAGGUGCACCCGUGGCUGAGCAGGGGCGGCGCGGAGCCGCUGCCGCUGGAGGAGGAGCACUGCUCCGUGGUGGAGGUCACCGAGGAGGAGGUCAAGAACUCCGUGAAGACCAUCCCCAGCCUGCCAGCCGUGAUCCUGGUGAAGGCCAUGCUGAGGAAGCGCUCCUUUGGGAAUCCCUUCGAGGUGCAGACGAGGCGGGAGGAGAGAUCCAUGUCUGCUCCAGGGAACCUGCUGAUAACACAAGGCAGCAGAGAAGCAGCCAGGGACCCGGAGCUGCCCGAUGUGUGCGAAGACGAGGCCGCGUCCUGAGGCCGCCCGGCCGCCGCGGGCUGGGCGCGCACGAGCUCCAGCCCUUCGUGGUGUCGCGUGGAACAUCGCCCUCAUCACCCAGCCCGGGGCCUGCACAGCAACAACAGAACCAGACUAAACCCACCAGAAUCGGACCAAGCCAGAAAGCCAGGCAGGAGGAUCGGAGCAGAGCGAGCCUCGGGGCAGCGUGGCCGCGUUCCUCGGCCAGGGUGUCCUUGGCUCCUCCGUGUGUGCCUUGCUCUCCACUUGUGCUUCACCUCGGGGCUCUGUCGGGGGUCUCGGCUGAGGAACGGGGGUUUGUUUGUCUCAAGGGUCCUUUUCCCCCCAGAGACUUUUCCCUUGUGUUUUUGCAUUCCCUACUUCAAGCAUCAGGAAUGAAAACUGGCUUGAGAGACGGGUUUUAUAUCGGAGGGCAACUGCUUUAUUUAAUGCACAGAUAAAGCACUUGUGUACAUCAGGAGUGCUGCUCCUGGUAUGGAGUUGAUGGCAAAAUGUCCUUGGAUAUCAGUUAAAUGAGGAUGAGAUCUUGCUGUUGGAGUGAACACUGUCCCUCCCUAUACCUUUCUUUCUCUUCCCUUUUCCUCUUAUCCCUCAGUUCUGCAUGGUGUCAGUCCUGCCCCCAGCCACGGCCAGAGCAGUUGCAUGAGAUUCCCUUUAUGUGCACAGAGCUCUGGGGCAAGGGGAUAUGCUGCUACACAGAACAGCUCAGUGCUCCAGGGACAUCUGCCAGGCCUGCUCUUCCCAAAGAGCUGGGAAUGCAUCCCAUCAGCUGCACACAGUCCUGCACCCAUGGACCACGUUCUCCAGCUGAAAAGAGUGGCAGGUUUAGGCUUUAUUUUAUUUCAUUCCUUUCUCUUCACUCAUCUCUUGUGUACCUGAUGCUUUUAAACUUUAGUUUCCUGAAAAUGAGUCAAACUGGGACAGGUUCCUAGGAUGGAAAAUGUUGGUGGAGGGGUUUUAGAAAACUACAGAGCACAAGUUCACAACUUGAUGUUUUGAUUAUUUUUUUAAGGCUUUAAUUUUUAAUUUUGUUCUAAGACUCUUACUUUUAUGCAUGUGCUGAUGCUGCUAUUUUAUCCAUAGAUAGCUUCUAAACUUGGGGUUAGAAGCUUCAUCUCAACAGUUUGACAACCAGUGAGAGAUUGCACUUAAAAAGGCAAAUACAAAAAGGCAAAUAGAGCCAUUUCUGUGGCUGUUGACUGUACAGACUGUGUGGAUAACCAGGAAUUUCACUCUUCCAUUCAGAGAGUAAAAACCAGUGACAUCCAUCUGUCAAAAUACAUGUCAUUAUUUUCCCUUGAGCCUGGGAGCUCAAGGGAAGAUAAGUUUUUCCCUUGUGCAGCAGGGAGACUGGAAAGCAGAGUGGAGGGUUUGUAUGGAAAUAGAACCUGGAUGAGGUGCCAAACUUCUCUGCUUUAGCAGUGCACAUUUGUAGUGGAGUUUGCUGAGCAAAGCAGUGCAAGGCAUUCCUUUCUGGCUCAGAUCCUCCUGUACAAGUCCAUGCUCAGCUCAAGUCCCUCCCAAGCUGAAUUAACCUGGAUUAUGCCAUGACCCUGUUGCUCUGAAUGCAGCCUUCCAUGGGAUGAGGGAAGGAAAGCAGCUCAUCAGUCACUGCCUUGCUCCUUCCCUUCCUGAAGAAAAGCCAUGUAUGCUCAGAGCUGCUGCUGGCAGAGCCCAGACCUUCCGUCAGUAUCCACAAGCCAUCAAUCAAAGUGCUCCCAAAAAAAGG